AUGUGGAAGGCUGCUCGGACUAAGUCCGAUGGGCAAAUGACAUCACAAUCAGCUCAAAUCAUAUCUCAAAAAAUAGAUGAAUUAAUUGAGCAAGAGACUCAGGGUUCGUUUGUUGGCCAUGGUCGGGACGAUAUACUCACAACGGCAAUUGGAAGGCCAGAGCACCCAGGACGUGUGCGUGGUGUUGGAGGUGCCAUUGGUCUUCGAGAUUACUUUGGUCCUCCACAAAGAAGUAAUGAAUCGUUGAGUCAAGAGGCCUUGAGGAAGAUGGAGCAACAAAUGGAGGAAAGAUUCAACCAACGCAUGGGAAUUAUGGAGCAACGUUUUAUGGAACAACUUCAACAACAACAACAAAUACAAAGAACACUUGAAGAAAAGCUUCAGUCCAUGCAGCAACAGAACAUGGAAUUACCCACUCAAGCUCCAACAGGACAACGUGUGAGUACAAAAGGCUCAUGCUCUGGUGUAGAUCAUACUGACUACACAAGUCAGUAUGAGCUAUUGGUUGAUGAAGACCCCCCACGCGUAGUGGCCAUAGGACGACAACUUCAGGGUGGGGAGAUUAUCCAUGGUGUUCCUCUAUUGCCCCAUCAUAAAUCCAAUUUGUUGGGGAAGCUUUAG
This is a messenger RNA of Vigna unguiculata (cowpea), 621 nucleotides long. RefSeq lists its product as uncharacterized. The record is from RefSeq and is a predicted model, not a curated record. NCBI's taxonomy places the organism in Eukaryota, Viridiplantae, Streptophyta, Magnoliopsida, Fabales, Fabaceae.